Messenger RNA from Alosa sapidissima (American shad), 2802 nucleotides. Its product is annotated as erythroferrone. Gene Ontology annotation, molecular function: hormone activity. Lineage: Eukaryota; Metazoa; Chordata; Actinopteri; Clupeiformes; Clupeidae. The coding region runs from base 1227 to 2180 and encodes 317 amino acids. The record is from RefSeq and is a predicted model, not a curated record. The transcript has 8 exons.
GAGGAGGGGCCCUGCCCUGCCGGGGCGAUAAAACCGAGGCGAGGGGAAGCCUGCGAGAGGACAGGACUGCUUGGGAAACAGACACUCAGCCCCCCUGGAGAAGAAGACAGCCAGGGAGCCGCUGGGGGAGACACAGUGUGGAUUUACUGCCUGCACCACAACUGCCUGGAGCCCCACACACGCACCGGGACCGGCUCCGGCUCCGCACGGACUACAGGACAGCAGCAGUCAGGAGCGAGUGAGAGAGAGAGAGAGAGUGCAAACGAGGGAAAGCGCUGAGGAGGGAGAAAGAAAAAGAAAGAGAGAGAGAGAGAGAGAGAGAGAGAGUGAGUGGGUGAGACAGAAAGAGGGCAUGAAAACAGAGGCGGUAAAUUAAAUACCACCGAUACCACCCACUGAGCCUCCAUACCACACACGGAGGACUUGUCACACUCUCCAACACCCAGACACGCACACCCUCACACACACACACACACACACACACACACACACACACACACAAACUCGUGUACACACAGAGAGACACACCACAGUGUGCGCUCAGUGACUCAACCGCUAAGUGAGACUCCGGGACACAACAUCCAUACUGCACACACACGCACACAAACACACACACACUCACACACACACACACACACACACACACAGAGACGUGCGCGCACCCACACGCAAGCACGCAACUCGUCACCCUCAGCCGUUCUGACAACACCACACGCGGUGAUUUGAUUGCACUAAGUGGAUGAGCUCACACCUGAGGAAGGUCUGAGGCAGAGAGACGCGCACCCACUCACCGAAGAGCACAGAGCAGCUCAGAGCAGCAUGGCAAAGUAAGGGAACAGGGGCGUCUCUCUCUCUGCUCUGCUCUGCAGCCUGCAAUCACCCAGCUCAGUCCGGCAGAGCCCAGCGUGUGGGUCACAGCCUCAGCUGGACAGCAAGCCAAAGCCAAGGACUUUUUUUUCUCCAAAUCACACUCAAGGCAAAGUGAGACGGCAGGACAGACGGAGAGCAACACUGUUCCUCAGAGGGCAGAAGACAGGAUAGUGAGAGAGCCUGUGAAGAGAGAGAGAGAGAGAGAGAGAGAGAGAGAGAGAGAGAAAGAGAGGACACUUCCGUUGCUUCCAAACCGCGGGAGAGGAUGGGUGCCUAGCCCCCCUCCCGAGGAGGACUAGGAGAGGAGUCACGCGAAGGAGCCCACACCGAGCCACGCACGUCUGGCACCCCGGAGGAUGGUGCCCCGCCGAGGGCCACUGGGGGUUCCCCUGCCUCUGCCCCUUCCCACGCCCCAGCCGCUGCCGCGGGGGCGGAUGGCUCUGCUGCCCCUGCUGCUGCCCCUCCUGCUGCUGCUGCUGCCCCUGCGCUGCGCCACACAUGGCGAGGACAGCGCCGAACUGGACGGAGACAACUACACGGUCAGCACUGAGAGCCCGUCUUCUUCACAGGAGACUAUCUCGUCUGAUGCGGCGAUAGUCAGUCCUCUCAACACAUGGCUGUUGUUCAGGAACUCCAAUAAGGGCGAGACCAAGAAUCCCAAGAGACAUCCCAAGAGACCAUCUAAGCAUGGUCUCCCUGGCCCUCCUGGCCCCCCCGGCCCCCAGGGCCCCCCAGGUCCGCCGGGGCCCCGGUAUCCGCUGCAGGAGGCCCUCAUGCAGGAGUUCCAGCUCAAGCUGAAGGAGCUGGUGGGCUCACAGUGUCUGUUCUGUGACCAGCCCCCUCGUGUGGUUACAGCCUUCCACUGCCGUCUGCACCACAGCCUGACCGUGCCCCGCCGCAGCCUGCAGGAGCUGCAUCCCUUCAGCCCGCCCUCGGAGACAGAGCAGUUCCACCAGAGGGGCCAGGCCUUUAACGCCAGCAGCGGCCGCUACACGGCGCCCAUCUCCGGCUUCUACCAACUCACCGCCAGCCUGCAGAUUGAGUCCAGUGAUACACAGAGGAAGUCACAGUCCAGGCCCAGAGACAGUGUGAGAGCCUCUAUUUGCAUCGAGUCUCUGUGUCAGAGCAAUGUGUCUCUGGAGACAGUCACUGGAAUUGGCUCAACAGGCAGAGUAUUCAGCAUCUUACUGACAGGAACACUUUACCUACAGGGAGGGGAGUAUGUGUCCGUCUUUCUUGACAAUGGGACAGGUUCAGCGCUCACAGUCCUUCAAGAUAGCUUGUUCUCUGGGAUCCUUCUUGGAGUGUGACACAUUCAGACACACAUACACACACACACACACACACACACACACACACAAACACACAAACAUAUACGCACAUGCAGCUAACCCCACCCACACACACACCCACACACACACACACACACACACACACACACACACACACACACACACACACAAACACACACUCACUCACACAAGCCCAUCAUGGAGGGGAAACCAAACCACAAAAACAGCCUAAGAUUUUUAAGAGGCUCUUGGCAUGUCUGCAUGUUCUCUUUGGCUGGAUGACCUAAUAAUUUGAAAACAGGGGGGCAACAGAGAACAGUAAUACCGUAAUUGCAACUAGGAGGACUUUCCAGGCACCCCACACCAUUCAGACCCUAAGCAGCUUCUGCAAUUAUCCAUAACACUGUUGCCAGGACAGCGGGACGGCACUGUCUGUCUCAUGUUUGCAAAUGGAUGGCAACGAGAAAGGAAAGUUUGUUUAUAGAGAUGUAUUUUUUUUUAACACCGUGUUGAGUUUCCAUCUAGCAAACUCUAUAAAAGUCCUGUUAUAUUUAUUUUCAUUGCUCUCCAAAAAACAAAAAAGGUGUAGAUAUUUGUUUCUGUGUUUGAUAAUGUUUGUAAUAAAUCCUCUUAUAAAUUU